AUGGCUCUAGAUAUAGAAGCUUCUACUGAGGCUUCUUUAACGGCUGCUUUAGGGGAAAGACUUGUUGCCCUGGAAAAGCAGUUUUCAGAGCUACAGGCGAAAUAUGCCCUGCUAUCGGAGACUAAAGACAACUCGAAUAAAACCAGUGACCAGCCUGCUGAAAAAAAGGAGUCUAAUCCCCAGGUGAAAUCAAAUGAUUCGAAAGCAACCGACGAGAGCAAGAGUGGCCCCAAAUCCCGAGUCAAAUUACUCAAGACGGUCAAAAACCCUGAGACCGGCGAACGCGAGGAGGUCGAGAGCGACACCCCGCAAUCCAAAACUGAAGCUGACUCCGACAUCGCGUUCGUUUUGAAGAAAACAGUUCCAGAUAAAUUUUCCGAUCCAUAUGACCUGUCUGAAAUAGACAUCAUCAACCUCGACUUGUGGGAACUCUUGAAAGAGCACUUGGGUGCCUAUCCUUAUCACAUAUUUCGCGGUUCACCAGUUACUCUUUUUUCACCAUACGAGGCUCUCGUAUUUGAAUGGGAUGUUCUCCGAGCUGCUUCCGUCGAAGAACCAAAGAAUGAAGAAGAUAAGCAAGCCAGAGAGGACUUGAAGCUACUUCUUGAUCACUUGUCAAGCGGCUCAUCGGGUGAUUACAGACUGGACAAGUAUUUCAAAGAACAGAAACCGACUCUGCGACCACAAAACAUUCAGUUUGAUGACCUGUGGACAAUCUUCCCACCAGGAAUGCUGGUUUACGGCAAGCCUUUCCAAAACCAACAUCAGGUUUUCAUCGUUCAAGAUAACAUGGGAGCAUGGCCAGAAGACAAUGGCAGUGUAAAGGGAGCCAAGCCCUGGAAAAUGACCUGUUGGACUUACGAUUGGAAUGGAUUUGAAUUUGAGCGAACACCAUUCAUGAUCGUGUUUGAACCAUUUGAAGGAUAUAAGCCCCUGGCAGCGUUGCCUUACUUUCCAUUUGAGCACCACCCUAACCACGAACAAGUGAAAGAAGAAAUGAUUUUGCGUGGCAAAGAGUUUCAAAAGCUGUGUGCUGCUGGAGGCUCGCCGCGCCUAUUUGACUACAAAGGUGAUGCCAUAUUUGGAAGAAAAGGCUUCAAUGGAAUGGCCCAAGGAGAUAAUGAUGACAGCGACUCCAAAUCUCACGAUACAUCGUGGCUCCGUCGCGCAUUGGCGAGGUCAACCUCUAUCGAUCAAGUACCUCCCUCGACUGCAAAGCCAUAUAACACAGAUGGCAGGGUCAUGGUUGAUUACCUAUCCUAUUUUGAAUACGGAAAUUCGAAUGCACGAAAUGGAACCCUUGAUCGAAGCUGGCUGGAUCCACCUUGCACAUGCUCAGAUUGUCGAUCCAAUGAUGAGUUGGCAACGAAAUAUCGAGAAUAUUUUGAUUCCAAGCCGCAGAACAGAAAAUUGGACGACGAACAAUACCUGCUCUUCCCACCUCGCGUGUUAGGAUAUAUUCUCAAGGAAAAACAAUGGGCGCAGUUGCAAGUUUCUCUUAUCAAAGAUAUCCCGAAGAAUGAUCCCAACGACGCUUGGUCCUCUCGCCUGCGACUUGCUGACGAUGACACCAAAAGUCUACUUUAUGAUCUUGUGAAGAGCCACACCUCGUUGGGAUCACAAUCUGAGGACUCGAAACAAAAGAGGCUUGAAGUUGAUGAUAUCAUCCCAGGAAAGGGGAAGGGCCUAGUCAUUCUUCUAUACGGCCCUCCUGGUGUGGGAAAAACAUCCACGGCUGAAACAAUUGCUGUCGCAACACAAAAGCCUCUCUUCUCGGUCAGCGUCGCAGACGUUGGCACCCAGGCCAAGAACGUCGAAUCCAAUCUUUCUAGAAUAUUCAGUCUAGCCACUACAUGGCAAGCUAUUCUGUUGAUUGACGAGGCCGAUGUAUUUCUUGAGAGCCGUGGAAGGGGCCCCGCGUCAUCAUCAACUGAUAAGAACGCACUUGUUUCAGUAUUCCUUCGAGUUCUUGAGUACUACCAAGGUAUUGUAUUCCUCACGACGAACCAAAUUGCUCAGUUUGACGUUGCCAUCCCUUCACGUAUUCAUCUUGCCAUUCAAUACAAGAGUCUCACACAGAACCAAAUGAGGGAUAUUUUCCAAGGCUUCCUUAAGCCCCUUGACGACAAAGGACUGGUAGAUGAUUUAGAUGACAUCCUUGACUGGCUCAAGGAAGAUGUGUACAAUACCGGAUUUGACGGCCGUCAAAUCAGAAAUAUUGUCACAACUGCCCUUGGCUCGGCACGAGCAGAUUACGAGCGGGGCAAAGGCAAAGGAAAACUUUGCAAGAAGCAUCUCAAACCGAUUGUUCAGAAUACGCGCCUUUUCAAGCUUGACUUCAAUGUGCAGUAUGAUCGGUACAUCAGAUCCCAAGAGUCGAUGAUCAAAUGA
This is a messenger RNA of Penicillium verhagenii, 2391 nucleotides long. Its product is annotated as P-loop containing nucleoside triphosphate hydrolase protein. The record is from RefSeq and is a predicted model, not a curated record. Gene Ontology annotation, molecular function: ATP hydrolysis activity; ATP binding. The transcript has 9 exons. The coding region runs from base 1 to 2391 and encodes 796 amino acids. NCBI's taxonomy places the organism in Eukaryota, Fungi, Ascomycota, Eurotiomycetes, Eurotiales, Aspergillaceae.